This is a messenger RNA of Closterium sp. NIES-67, 2361 nucleotides long. The record is from the annotation of a GenBank genome assembly. Lineage: Eukaryota; Viridiplantae; Streptophyta; Zygnematophyceae; Desmidiales; Closteriaceae.
AUCAUGUAAAACUCAAGCAUGCACCUAAAGCGGCCCUCGUGCAGCAAUCAACUCCUAGGACAUUCUGUGCCUGUAGCCUUGCUUCCACAAUCCUGUGCCUGCGUCAUCUCUCCGUGGUAAUUCGUCUUUUGCCUAUCCUAACACAUUAUGUACGAACGUCUUUAGUGAUCGGACAUACUUGCUGAAUUCUUGUUCACUGGCCGAAGUCGACGACCUCGUUACAGAGAGUGCGCUGCGGCCCCUGGUCGUGGGAUCGCGGGGGGCCGAUGGAGAUCGUUCGCACCGUGGAUCGCGCGGGGACGAACGAGCUUAAGAACCGCGUGGCGGAGUCGCUUAAGAUUAUCACCAAGGCGCUCGCCGUUUACGGGCUGCGGGAAGUCGCCUUCAGCUUCAAUGGCGGGAAGGAUUCGACGGUAAUCCUGCACCUGCUGCGCGCGGCGCUUGUGGCGGCGCGCGCCAAGGGCGUGGACCUGCGGGACUCGACGUGCGCGGACGAGGCGGGCGAGGGGGACUGCGACGACGGCGCGGACCUCCCCGGGUGGCUCGUGGAGGGGCUGGCGGGCAGCAUGGACCACCGCGGAUGCCCCUCCGAGGGGUGCGAGCACGGCUGCCGCGGGGGAGGCGGGGGAGAAGGCGCGGGCGGAAAAGUUGGAACCGGCGGGGGGGAAGGGGGAGGCGGGGAGGCGGAAGGCGGAGGGGGGGGAGGGGAAUGGGCGGGGGCCGUAGAGAAGAAUGGCGUGGCGGAGGAUAGCGGCGGCGGGGAGAAGGCGAGUUCGGAUGAGAUGGCGGGGCUGUGCGCGAUCUACUUCCGGGACAAGGACGCGUUUCCGUCCAUGGACGCUUUCACCAUCGAGAUGUCGCAGCGGUACGGGCUGGACCUGAUAGUGACGGACGAGGACUUCAAGGGGGGCCUCACGGCGCUCAAGAAGCAGCGCCCCGUGCAAGCCAUCUUCCUCGGCAUCCGCUCCAUCGACCCCAACGGGAAGAACCAGGCAGUCUUCUCCCACAGCUCGCCUGGCUGGCCGGAUUUUGUGCGGGUCAACGUCAUUCUGCACUGGUCUUACAGGGAUGUGUGGGAGUUCCUCCUUGUCACGAAGGUGCCCUACUGCCAUCUCUACGACGAAGGCUUCACAUCACUCGGCAGUGUCCACGACACGGAGCCCAAUCGCGCUCUCCUCCUCCCGAACCUCCGCCACUGCCUCAAGACUGGCCGGACCUGCGUGUCCGUGCCUCCAGUCGACCCGUCCUGGCCGCCGCCCUCCCCCUCGGCGCUCUGGUCCUUCUCCACCCCCUACUUCCGCAGCUCUAGCUGUCGAAUGACCCCCGACCCCCAUGCCUCCCUCUGCGUUGCUCAAAUGCUGCUUCCGAAUCGCACCGCCCCCUUCGGCCGCGGCCCGCCGCCCUGCCCCGUGCAUCCGAUCUGCCACCUGGCGCGAGUGGCGUCGGACAACGGCGUGGAUGUGCAUGCGCUGCUGGAGGGAGGAGCAGAGGAAGGGUCGGUUUUGGAGGACGAAGGGGUGGGGGUUGCCGCUGCUGCUGCGGCGGCGGCCAUGGCGGGGGGAGGGAGGAGGGAGGGGGUGAAGCCUGCAGAAAAUAGGUUUCUGCCGGCUUAUUUUUUGCUGGACGAAAGGUUGGAGCGGGCAGGGAGGAAGAAGAAGAAAAAGGAUGCGCCCGUGCCUGAGGAGAGUGAGGCGAGGGUAGAGGAGGAGCAGGAGGAAGAGGAGCCAGCGCAGUAUGAGCCGGUGGACGGGGACAAGGUGGAGGAUGGGCUGGGGGUGAUUCACGAGGGGUGGCAGGAGGGGGAUGCGGGGAGAGAGGGGUGGGGUGAGGGGCAGGAUGGGGAGGAUUCGCUAGGAGCAGGUGCUCUGAAUGGGGUGGCAGUGAAUGGGAGUGAGAGGGAGGGCGGAGGGCAAGGGUUGUUGCAAAAGGGAGUGGUGAAUUUACCUGGUGGGGUUGGUGGUGGUGGCAGUGGUGGUGGGACUCCUACAGUGGGAUCACCCAAGCCCGGCCGGCUGAAUCUCAACCUGCAGAUUGCAGAUGCUGCUGUGGCGUGCACCAGCAGCCGGCAGUAGUCAAAGGGCUUGCUGUGUGGCCCAGAUGCAAUGUGCAGGGGCUGUGGUGUGGGGGUGGAUUCACCAGCCAGCGGGAACCAUGUCGUGGAGAUACGUAGAUGGCUGAUGCUGGACCAGGUUGGAGAAGAAAUUGAAGGGCGGAUUGCUGCAUUUGAGUGUGGAUUGACUUUUAGGUUAAUAUUCUGAAGAGUAAGGGAGAUAUUGCAGUGUGUUAGAUUGUAGAGAGAAUGGUGAACAAAAGGAAAAUGUAGUGAGGGUUACAAAGUUAGGACACUACCCUCUAAGAACU